AUGGCUCCCGAAGUCGGCAAUGGAGACAUCGUCACCCCUGCAGACAAAGAGCAACUCUAUUUUACAAUGACGGACGCUCGACGAUUCAAUUCUUCCGGUAGGAUCAAUAUCGAAAGGUCAACCUCGAGUAGAGGGAUGCAGCGGAAAGGCUUUGAUCAGUUCGAAAACUUUUCUCCAACUCAGACCACAAGACCACCUCACCUUCGACGUCGGAUAACGAUUGGUGGUUCUGGUCCCCAUGUGGAGGGAAUUGAGCACAAUUCUUGGUCGUCGGAUACAAGGACUCCUUCGGCAACUCGUCAGGGCGGACAUUCUCAAUUUCAGCCUGCGAAAAGCCAUUACCCUCCCACCAGCUGGAGGCCCAGUCCACCUGCCCAACCCACCAUCUCAGAUUUUAAGGAGACCGGGCUCUCAGAAAGCAGUUCAAGUGGUGGUGUGGAUGGCGAGGACACGAAGGCGAAAGCCACUGUCUGUCUGGAAGGGACGUACCUCAACCCACCUUUUCCAACCAGCACAAGGGCUUCCAAUCCGCCGGCAAACGCGAAAAAUCCUCAAGCCUCAUUCAAUACCACACCUCAGCUUUCACCAGCUCGAUCAAACUCUCAUCGUCGCUACAUCAUAGGCUUUUCCGGCUCCACGGUCUCAGCAAAUGCGGGAGGCACGCAAAAUGGGCGUCCGGGCGCACCGGCGGCAAGUCGACGAGCUUCAUCCGGACCAGCUACUCUGCCAGAUCCGCACACUGCCUACUCUCAGACUUACUACUACACUGUUUGUGCUCACGCAUCGCCUCCGAAGUCUCGUCCCCUAAAUGUGCAGCCUACACUUGUGCAGUACCGCAAGGGCCUUCUGGCAUACCCACCGUUCCAUCUGCGUGCGUACAAUGCUGAUCAAGCAAGUGACCCUCCGACGAUUUGCGUCCUCGAGGGAUCGUGUUCCGACUGUGAUAUUACAACGCGACGCCAGGCCGAGUCAAAGGUAUUGGAUACAUAUACUCAUCAGCUGGAAAAUCUUUAUAUUCAGUUGAAUCUGCUGCAGAAGGAUAUCGCCAUUGAGAACUCCAAUAUGUCAUUUCCGGAGAAAAGCCAAGAUGAAAUAACUGCGUUUUCGUUCCCAUCAACUCUAGAACUUGGACUUGAGGAGACUCAAGCAAUCCUUGAGAUUGAAGAUCAGCUCGACCAAUUGGUGAGAAAGCGUGAUCGUGAAGUUAAACAGAUUUGGAAAGGAUACACUGAGAGAUGGGGUCCAGGGACGGUUGGCAUUCACCGCGAAAACGAGGUUCGCGUACGAAGUCGACCAAGAACUGCUGAUACACGAGACACUGUGUCCCGGGAUACAGUGGGCUCAACAACCACCUUUGGCGUCCCUUCUGAUGAUCGCAGUUCUGGACGAACUCGCACAAUGACCACACUGAGCACACAGGCAACGAUAUCACCCUCUCGUCUGAGUCAAAAUAGCAGCCACAGAACUCGACCACGUGCCAGUUCUGUCGGCGGUUCACAGGAACGAUACUCCGAUGGAACAUACGAGGUUAGUGUCGAGUCAUCGGUGGAUGGCAUCAGAGGACGGGGUCGGAUGGUGGUUGAUUGGAUCCGGCCGAGUCGACGGGAAAGCAGGAGCAGGAGCACAGUUCAGGCGACGAGUCGGACGAGCAGUCGGAACGUGCCAAAUCCAUCAAGAUGA
Messenger RNA from Fonsecaea multimorphosa CBS 102226, 1680 nucleotides. RefSeq lists its product as uncharacterized. The record is from RefSeq and is a predicted model, not a curated record. Bases 1 to 1680 code for a protein of 559 amino acids. NCBI's taxonomy places the organism in Eukaryota, Fungi, Ascomycota, Eurotiomycetes, Chaetothyriales, Herpotrichiellaceae. The transcript has a single exon.